Messenger RNA from Trichoderma asperellum CBS 433.97, 976 nucleotides. NCBI's taxonomy places the organism in Eukaryota, Fungi, Ascomycota, Sordariomycetes, Hypocreales, Hypocreaceae. The record is from RefSeq and is a predicted model, not a curated record.
GGCAAAAAGGAUGACCUCAAAAUAACGCCAUGUAUGAUGAGCAUAUACUGUAGUACAUGGUAGGUGUAAGUAAGAUUCCUCAUAGAGGCUACCGACCUCCCUUAGUCCCUGUAUGCAGAGUUACUGCUGGUGUUAUUCGGUUAUCGAUAGGAUCAGAUCUAUCUAGAUUUCCAUGUCUAGAGCAGCGCCCUACGUCAUACAGCAUUCGAAGAUGAUCAUUCAUUUGCCUCCGGCAAUUUGAGCUCGAGACAUGGAGAACCGUCAAGCAUCAUCAUCGCAGUCAACAUUGACAUUAAUGUUCACGCAACGCCAACGAAGAAACAUCCUGCCUUUAUCAACACCCUAAGAGAGCAACGCACUUUCAAUGGCAUACCGAGCGCCCCACGACAGAGACCGCCGGGUCUACAUCAUCCUCCACCAAGACAGCGUGUCAGUCACUAUCCUGGGCGUCUUUGAAGAGCUGCAAGACGCCAAUCGAGACUGCCUGUUCCAAGCAACGCAGGCGGGCAUCGACCUGUUCCAAGAAUCGCCUACCUAUGGCCCCGACAAGUAUCACAUCGCCCCAAUCGAGCCUGCACGGUGGGACACGGCGGACGGUGUGUCGUGCUGGGUUGAGAGCCAUACGGUGGAACCGAGUCGGGUUGCGGCAUCUAACCUGGCGGGGCGCCGGCACGGCUGAUGGCUGGAAUUGAUGUCACGAAGCGAAAUACAAGAUUGUUGAGAGCAAUAGAAAAGAAGGAAGAAAAAUAGAGAACAAGAGAAAGGCCAAAGCUAUGCGGAGGAAUGAAGGAGGAAGGGCUUGGUUGCAUUAUGAAGCGAUCCCGCAGCUUGCACACUGCACAACCUGAAUUAUACCUACUCGCGGGGGACAUACAGGCGCUACUUGCUGUACGUGGAGGUGGCGAAUUGAGGGCGCAUCAGCCGGGAAUAUUCCUGCACAAUGUACGAUUACUAUAGUGGACAGUCAUACACACGG